Molecule: messenger RNA, 817 nt
Organism: Musa acuminata AAA Group (dessert banana)
Lineage: Eukaryota; Viridiplantae; Streptophyta; Magnoliopsida; Zingiberales; Musaceae
Product: protein FLOWERING LOCUS T
Exons: 5
Coding region: 68-604 (178 amino acids)
Source: RefSeq, a predicted model, not a curated record
AUUGCCAUCGAUCUCCUCGGCUUUGGUUACCGACUUACCGAGAAGCUCUCUUCUGCUGUGGUCGAUCAUGUCGAGGGACGCCCUCGUCGUUGGUAAUGUCGUGGGUGACGUGUUGGACCCAUUCGUCAAGUCCGCGACGAUGAAGAUAACCUACAACAAGGAAUUGACGAAUGGGUCCGAGCUCAAGCCCUCGAUGGUGGCCACCGAACCGCGAGUGGAGAUGCGAGGACACAGCACGAGAAACCUUUACACGCUUGUGAUGGUGGACCCUGAUGCACCAAGCCCUAGCAAUCCAACAAAGAGAGAGUACCUGCACUGGUUGGUGACAGACAUCCCAGAGACAACAAACGCCACUUACGGCAAUGAAAUUGUCUCCUAUGAGAGUCCACGGCCGACCGCUGGAAUCCACCGGUUCGUGUUUGUGUUGUUCCGGCAGUCCGUCCGCCAAUCCAUCUAUGCGCCUGGAUGGAGACAAAACUUCAGCACAAGGGAUUUUGCAGCAGUUUACAACCUAGGGGAUCCUGUAGCUGCGAUGUUCUUCAACUGCCAGAGGGAGAAUGGAUGUGGUGGAAGAAGGUACCAAGCUGUCAGUGGAUGGACGUGAUGACUGCAAUUGUUUGAGAGUAAGUCAAUACUCAUUAGGGGAGACUUAUGGUGGAGCCAUGCAAAAACCUGAAUUUUCAUGAUGACAUAUGAUACUAUGCAUGAUAAGAUGCGUACUACAAAAUUUUCCUAUGUUUACAAGUCUGUUUUAUCAUCCUACCUGGUAAAUUUUGUAUUUGCAUUUUGAUGGUGAAAUGUCAUGUUUAUACCAAGC